This is a messenger RNA of Theobroma umbraticum, 2508 nucleotides long. Its product is annotated as P-loop containing nucleoside triphosphate hydrolases superfamily protein. The record is from RefSeq and is a predicted model, not a curated record. Gene Ontology annotation, molecular function: kinase activity; ATP binding. Lineage: Eukaryota; Viridiplantae; Streptophyta; Magnoliopsida; Malvales; Malvaceae.
UAUUCCUUGUCUUUUAUGCGUAAAUUUUGCAGUUAAUUAUUUGUGUAUUAUCAAUCAGCUAUACCUACAAAAUCUCAUUGAACAUUGUAAUGUUGUGGCAGUCACGUGAAGGACAUUCUACCUUUUUCCUUAAAGAAAAUGAAGCACAAACUGAUAAUUUUAUUGAGAUGUACCUUAGGCCCCCAUCAGCUAGUGAGGAAGCACGGAUAAAUGAUUGGAUUAAAGUGCGGCAAUCUGGUAUUAGAUAUUAUCUGUCACUUGGGGACCAGAGAAUUGUGGACAAAAAUUUCAUCAUCAGACCAAAAGCUGAAUUUGAGGUUGGACGGAUGACACUAGGUGGAUUGCUGGCUUUGGGGUACAAUGUUGUAGUUAGUUAUAAAAGGGCAUCAACAGCAGUUAGUGUUGGCAGUCUUUCCCUGUCAUUUGAAACGAUUGAUACUCUUGGAGAAACGUUCUUGGUGCUGAGGGGCACUGAUAGGAAAACAGUUGGAGCAGAAGCAUUGAGGAUGGGUAUCACUGGACCAUGGCUCACUAAAUCAUAUCUGGAAAUGAUACUCGAAAGAAAAGGUGUACCACGCCUCAAUACUCCUCCACUUGUUUCUACUUCGUCUGUGCCUAGUAAUCAAGAAAAAGUGAUUGCGGCACCAAAGCCUAUCCGUACUACUCCAAACCUUGUAACUCGACUGGAGGAUUUAUCUCAGCCUUGGACUCGGUCUCCGACAAAAUCUCAAAUGGAACCUGUAUUAGCAACAUGGCAUUUUAUCUCAUCAGAUCCUUCACAUGGUGAUGCCGUUAUAGAUUCUUCUGCUUUCAGGGAUACAAUGAAACUUGCCCCAAUGCCUGAUUCAUAUGACUUGGAUCGGGGCUUGCUUCUUGCUGUUCAAGCAAUACAGGCUUUGUUGGAGAAUAAAGGUGUUCCCAUUGUAGUUGGAAUUGGUGGUCCUAGUGGAUCUGGAAAGACUAGUUUGGCACAUAAAAUGGCAAAUAUUGUUGGUUGUGAAGUAGUUUCCCUUGAAAGAUAUUUUAAGUCUGAGCAAGUUAAGGAUUUCAAAUAUGAUGACUUCAACUCUCUUGAUUUUCCUUUGCUUUCAAAGAAUAUUGGUGACAUAAGGAAAGGCCGGAGGACAAAAAUACCUUUAUUUGACUUGGAGACUGGUUCUCGUAAUGGGUUCAAAGAGCUUGAAGUGUCUGAUGAUUGUGGUGUGAUAAUUUUUGAGGGGGUUUAUGCUUUGCAUCCUGAAAUCAGAAAAUCCCUUGAUUUGUGGAUUGCUGUUGUUGGAGGUGUUCAUUCACACCUGAUUUCUCGAGUUCAAAGAGACAAAAGUAGAGUGGGGUGUUUUAUGUCCCAAAAUGAGAUCAUGAUGACAGUGUUUCCAAUAUUUCAGCAGCAUAUUGAACCCCAUCUUGUUCACGCACAUCUGAAAAUUAGAAAUGAUUUUGAUCCUGUUCUUUCUCCUGAGAGUUCACUCUUCGUUUUGAAGAGUAAUAAACAAGUGGCCUAUCAGGAUAUUUUAAAAAUCCUUGACUCUGCAAAGUUCUGUAGUUCUGUUCAGAAUUUCAUUGAUAUAUAUUUAAGGCUUCCUGGAACUCCUACAAAUGGGCAGUUAACAGAAAGUGACUGCAUACGUGUCAGAAUAUGUGAGGGCAGAUUUGCACUACUGAUACGAGAGCCAAUAAGGGAAGGGAAUUUCAUCAUUCAGCCCAAAGUGGAUUUUGACAUUAGCAUUAGUACAGUUGCUGGCCUUCUUAACCUUGGGUAUCAAGCUGUAGCCUACAUUGAAGCAUCUGCACUCAUCUACCAAGAUGGCAAGGUAACAUUGAUUUGGGUCUUAAUACUUGUUUUUGUUUUGAGGCUACUGGCUUUUGGGUGUUUGCUUCUGAAAAGUGAUUUUAUGAAGUUUGGUAGUGGGAAUAAACUACUGAAGUUGAGGAUGGUAAUUAGUGGGAUAAUUUGGUCAUUAGAUUUUGAGAGGUGGGUUGCUGGAAGGAUCUAGAUUUAGAGUGGUUCUGUUAGGUUUUCUUUGUUCUGUGAUAGACUAGGGUUCUCCCAUUGGAUCUUUGGUGCAGAAGAGGCUUGGAAUGUUAAGCUCUUGUCUUUAAGGGUGUCUUUGGGGUAGGCAAAGAUUUAUGAUGCUGCAUCAUACUGUAGCAAGCAGUUUAAAGCGGAAUUGCACUACAGUUCAGUGACAGGACAGUUUAGGUGCUUCUUGAAUUGAAGUGACUUUGUUCUGAGCUUUGACUUCUACUUGUGUUAAAUUGAUCAAGAGAUAUUUCUAAAUUAGGUGCUUCAUUUCUGGACUAGACAAGGAAGUAGUGGAUCAUUUGGUAAAAGUUACUGGAAAAGCCUGUCACUAUGGUGUUAAUUUUUCUUCUUGUUACAUACUUUAUGCUGGGUAAUAACGUGAUUUGAUAUUUGUUUCCAAGUAAAGGAUGUGGCAGUUUAGGUUCCAUUAGAUACUAAUCUCAGUAUGUCUCUCUUGUGAGUAGAUCUUAUUGGUUCACUUGGAA